GAGUAAUUUAUUUGUAUGUACGACUCAAAGUGGCUGCCAGCUGGGGAACAAUUUCAUAGAAAGCGAUCACGAUUCAGCUCCUUCUCCUCCUGGUAUGUCGUCGCAGAGAACCACUUCAGAGUCCAAGGCACUGGUCCCAGCGAAACAAGACGUGUUAGCUGUGGUGUCAGUGAGGAAAUCUAAGCGACCCUUCACCGUUGUUGAAGUGGAAGCUCUAGUUCAGGUUGUUGGGAAACUCGGAACUGGAAGAUGGCGCAGUGUCAAACUGAGAGCUUUUGAUAAUGCAAAACAUAGGACUUAUGUCGAUUUGAAGUUGUCCGUUUUGGUCCACACCUCACAAAGGCGGGGUGAGCCCGGGCCACAGGAACUCCUGGACAGGGUCUUGACGGCUCAUGCUUACUGGUCACGGCAUCAACCAAAACAGCACAGCCAGACACUUGCCUGUUUCUAUAGAAGUUGGGCUCCUUUUGUCGACGAGACAGGACACGACAUGACACGACACGUCAGUUUAGGUGUGUGAUAUCUUCAUUUUGUUUUCCUGUGAUUAAUUCAAUACUAAUAGUAGUAUGUAUAACAAGUGUGUCAAAAUAAAAGGAGAAAAUUAGUCUAUUUAUGUACUAAUAUUUGGGUUGUAGCAGUUGUAAAUUGGUUAAGGAAUAAGAGGCAGAAUUCAUUAUGCUAUACUGGGAAACUUGCAAUCUUUUUUAGUGUGAAGUUU
Messenger RNA from Salvia hispanica, 718 nucleotides. The record is from RefSeq and is a predicted model, not a curated record. NCBI's taxonomy places the organism in Eukaryota, Viridiplantae, Streptophyta, Magnoliopsida, Lamiales, Lamiaceae.